Messenger RNA from Symphalangus syndactylus (siamang), 2630 nucleotides. RefSeq names its product ARF like GTPase 9 (gene ARL9). Gene Ontology annotation, molecular function: GTP binding; GTPase activity. Lineage: Eukaryota; Metazoa; Chordata; Mammalia; Primates; Hylobatidae. The record is from RefSeq and is a predicted model, not a curated record.
GGCGGUUGGCGGCGGUGCCGGGGUUGGCAGAGCCUGCGGGUUGUCUACGCCGCGGGGCCUACGUCUCCGUCGGGCGUUCACCUCGGGAGCCACACCCGGGGCCCAGAGCCACCGCUCAGCACGCGGGCACGCGGCGGGAGGGAAGGAAACCACGGCGCUGGGGAUGGAGAGGGGGAAAGUGAAGAAGAAAGAGAAGGAAAAGGAGACGCAGAAGGAGACAAUCAGAGAAGAGGGUAGGGAAGAGAAAGUGAAAAGAAAGGAGGUGGAGCAGAAAAUUAAACAAAAAGAAAAGGAGAAGCAAGAGAAGCAGGAGAGGAGAAAGAGAAAAGAGGAGAAAGAUGAAAAGAGGACAAAGCAAGGGAAGGAGACAGAGAAGAAACAAUUUAAGGGACAAGAAGAGAAAGGGGAGAACAAGGACAGCACCUUGACAAGGACCCCGCUCGAGCCGCUGGAGAAAAACAAGCAAAUCUUAGUGCUGGGCCUGGAUGGAGCAGGAAAAACCAGUGUCCUGCACUCUCUAGCUUCAAACAGAGUCCAGCACAGUGUGGCACCCACCCAAGGUUUCCAUGCAGUUUGCAUCAACACUGAAGACGGCCAAAUGGAGUUCCUGGAGAUUGGUGGCAGUGAACCUUUUCGGUCCUACUGGGAAACGUACCUAUCCAAGGGAUUGCUGCUGAUCUUUGUGGUGGAUUCAGCAAAUCACAGCCGAUUACCUGAGGCCAAGAAAUACCUUCAUCAGCUAAUUGCAGCAAACCCAGUACUUCCUCUGGUUGUGUUUGCAAACAAACAGGAUCUGGAAGCAGCCUAUCACAUUACAGAUAUCCAUGAAGCUUUGGCAUUAUCUGAAGUGGGAAAUGACAGGAAGAUGUUCUUGUUUGGAACCCACCUGACUAAGAAUGGCUCAGAGAUACCCUCCACCAUGCAAGAUGCCAAAGACUUGAUUGCACAGCUGGCUGCAGAUGUGCAGUGACCAGGACUCAGCCCACUGUGCGGCUCACAACUGAGAUGUCAUCAGUGUUGGAUGGCAGGCUUGAAGCCAAAGGUUUCCACCUUCAAAUAAAAAUUAAGCCAUUUCCUAUUUUCUUAAUGCAUGGGAUGUAUAUAGUCAGCCCUCCAUAUCCAUGGGUUCCACAUCUGCAGAUUCAAGAACUGUGGAUCAAAAACAUUCAAAAAGAAUAAUAACACAACAAUAAAAAUAAUACACAUUUUAAAAUACAAUAUAACAACUAUUUACCUAGCAUUUACAUUGUAUUAGGUAUUAUAAGUAUCUGAAGAUGAUUUAAAAUGCACGAGUAGAUGUGUGUAGGUUAUGUGUAACUACUAUGCCAUUUUCCAUCAGGAGCUUGAGCCUCCACAUUUACCUGUGAGGACCUUGGAAUCAAUCUCCCUGAGAAUACCAAUGGCCAACUGUACAAAGAUAAUGCUAACAUAUUAACAGCAUCUCUGUUUGGAUUUUGAAUGUUAAAAAUAUUUGUAAAACAGUAUAUUGGGGGUAUUGGGAUUUUUAAUCAACAAAGGUAAAAUGAACAUUAGCAAGCAUUUGUCCCAUUUAUUGUUUUGCAAUGGCAUGAAAUUACAUGAAAUUUUUUUGUGGGGUUGGAUGGGGUCUCACUCUGUUGCCCAGGCUGGAGUUCAGUGGUGUGAUCUCAGCUCAGGUGAUCCUCCCUCCUCAGUUUCCCAAGUAGCUGGGACUAGAGAGAGGUGCACGCCACCAUGCCCGGCUAAUUUUUCUAUUUUUAGCAGAGACAGGGUUUUGCCAUGUGGCCCAGGCUGGUCUCGAAUUCCUGAGCUCAAGCGAUCUGCCCGCCUUGGUCUCAUAAAGUGCUGGGAUUACAGGAAUGAGCCACUGCACCUGGCCUUGAAUAUAUUGUAGUAUGUUUUCUCUUUUCAAGUAAAAAAACCAGGUGUCUUUCCAUUAAGUGGAUCUGUUUAACACUAUAAGAAAUAUCAGGGUAGGACAAUGAGGAAAGUGAACUUUGUCAAACCCCUAGAGAAAUAAACAUUAACAGUAUUCAGAAAGAGUUAGGAAGGGCUUCUUUUCCAGGAGCUUGUUAGACGAGAUGAGGAACAUUGUGGGGAAUCUGUUUUUAAAAUUCUUAACAUUUUGCUUUUAUAUAGAUAAACUUUCUUCACUAGAAAGAGUGAUAACUAUAUUUAUUUGCAGACACUCUGUAAAUUCAACUUGUAACUAUAGUGCCUUGCUUUGGUUUUAAAAAAAAUUGGAAAGAGAGUUUGCUCUAUAAAUCCUUCCUUUUAAAAUUUGGAAUCUGUGGUGAAAUAAUACAAAUAUGGUGUCAGGCGUGGUGGCUCACACCUGUAAUCCCAGCACUUUGGGAGGCCGAGGCGGGUGGAUCACGAGGUCAGGAGUUCAAGAGCAGCCUGGCCAACCUGGUGAAACGCUGUCUCUACUAAAAAUACAAAAAAUUAGCCAGGGGUGGUGGUAGGCACCUGUAAUCCCAGCUACUCGGGUUGCUGAGGCAGGAGAAUUGCUUGAAUCCAGGAGGAGGUUGCAGUGAGCCGAGACCGCACCACUGCACUCCAGCCUGGGCGACAGAGCAAGCCUCCGUCUCAAGAAAAACAAACAAAAUAAAAUAAAAUAAAAUUUGGAAUCUGUGGUGAAGUAAUACAAA